Messenger RNA from Cannabis sativa, 2037 nucleotides. Its product is annotated as KH domain-containing protein At2g38610. Lineage: Eukaryota; Viridiplantae; Streptophyta; Magnoliopsida; Rosales; Cannabaceae. Gene Ontology annotation, cellular component: nucleus. Gene Ontology annotation, biological process: regulation of mRNA splicing, via spliceosome. Gene Ontology annotation, molecular function: mRNA binding. The transcript is spliced from 7 exons. The coding region runs from base 652 to 1497 and encodes 281 amino acids. The record is from RefSeq and is a predicted model, not a curated record.
CAACACGUGUAUUGUCGACCGUAUUUUACUCACGAAUCCAAAUCAAGCCCAAAACCCAAAACGCAAAACCAAAACAAUUAACAACACUCCUCUCACUACUCUCAUUCUACAGUUUCUACUUACUUUUACCUCGUCAGUCAAAAUAAUCAGUGACCGUUCAAUAAAAAUGGAAAAAAAAAAAUAUCAGUAGUGAGUAGUGACUGUUGAGUGAAAAUCACAAUGUUUACCAGUUACCACCUUAGCCGAAUUUCACCUCUCCGUCUCACUCUCACUCCCCCACCCCAAUCAACAAGUCCAACUCUCUUUAUUUUUAUUUUAUUUAAUACCUUUCCAAAAAUUAAAUUAAAAUAAUGAAACCCUUCUGUAACUAAUAAUACAAAAAUAAAAGAGAUAUUAGAGGAAAACAAAAUAAAAUAAAGAGGUUUGCCUUUUAUUUCUGCAAAAUUCAGAGAAAGGGUUGUCGCCUACACCUUUUUAUUUCAUUUUUCCUUUUCAUUAUUAUUAUUAUUAUUAUUUAAUAUUACAACAAUCCCCCCUUUUAUUUUGAUGGUGGUGCUUUGUGCCUCUUUUCCUUCUGCAACUUAAACCCUUUUUUUCCAUCUCAUCUUUUGUUUGUUCAAAUCCUCUGAGAAAAAGGGAGAAAGGGCGGACAUGUCAGGAUUGUACAAUCCCAAUUUCUCACCUGCCAGAGCUGCCUCUCCCCAGAUUAGGAGCACCCCAGAUGUUGACAGCCAGUACUUAUCAGAGCUCUUAGCAGAGCAUCAGAAGCUUGGACCCUUCAUGCAAGUGCUUCCGAUAUGCAGCCGCCUAUUAAAUCAAGAGAUUUUACGCGUUUCUGGAAUGAUGUCCAACCAAGGGUUUGGUGACUUUGACAGGCUUCGACAUAGAAGUCCUAGUCCCAUGGCUUCUUCAAACCUCAUGUCUAAUGUUAGUGGAACAGGAUUAGGUGGCUGGAAUGGGCUUCCCCAAGAGAGAUUAAGUGGACCCCCUGGAAUGACAAUGGAUUGGCAAGGUGCACCCGCUAGCCCUAGUUCUUACACUGUGAAGAGGAUUUUACGUUUGGAAAUUCCGGUAGAUACCUACCCCAAUUUCAAUUUUGUAGGCCGACUUCUGGGACCUAGAGGCAAUUCUCUGAAAAGGGUUGAGGCUACUACUGGCUGCCGUGUUUACAUUAGAGGGAAGGGGUCUAUAAAGGAUCCAGACAAGGAGGAGAAGCUAAGGGGAAGACCAGGCUAUGAGCAUCUGAAUGAACCCCUUCACAUUUUAAUUGAAGCUGAUUUACCUGCCAACGUAGUUGAUAUGAGGCUCAGACAGGCACAGGAAAUUAUCGAAGAAUUGCUCAAACCUGUGGACGAGUCACAAGAUUAUAUUAAGAGGCAGCAGUUGCGUGAACUCGCUAUGCUGAAUUCCAAUUUCAGAGAAGAGAGUCCUGGGCCUAGUGGUAGUGUCUCUCCCUUCAACACAAGUGGAAUGAAGCGUGCAAAAACAGGUCGAUAAGAGCUCAAAAUUAUUAUUGUUCUUGGUUCAUCUCUGCUCCAGAAAUUUAUGGCUGAGAAAGCCCUCCUUUACAUCAAAAUUUAUCACAGCUUAAAGAGAUUAUCAGGCUAACAGUGUUUGUUGGUGAGCUCUAUGCAUGGUGUGUUUUCUUUUAUGGUCUUUCUUACCUUAUGAACAGUAGACAGAAGAAAAUUGGAAGGGGCAAAAAAACGAAGCAAAAACUGAAUAUAUAUAUAUUCAUAUACUUGGUUAUUGAAUUUAGGUUUGGUGAGGUCAGUUUAUUGAUGUAAGUUUAAUACAUUAAUUGGAUUUAUUCUUGUGUUAGUGACAAAAUUUGUUAAGUGUGGAAUAUAUAUAUGUAUAUAUACAUAUAUAUAUAUAUUUAUAUAAUAUUUUUAGGUAGAGAGAGGAUCGCUUUUGUAGGUAUAUAUUUAUUCAUUAUUAUGCUCCAUAUUCUUUAGUUUUUGGUUUUGACUGUAUGUAAGAAAAGUCCGAAUCUAUUAUUCUGUUUCUAUUUACAAGUAUUUAAUUUUUGUCCUU